UUAAUGCAUGUCGUCUCAAGUCAGUGUCUGAAGACGCUGCUCCGCUCACCAUGUAGGCUAUGAGGAGGAGACUCCCAGAACUGUCUGUGCACUAAACGCUGGGACGCACUUGACUCCACAGGAGCGUAUCUGCAGCUCAGACACUGCUGUUGUUUCAUGUGGCGGGCGCAUGCCUAGAUAAGAAAUAUUAAAUAUAAAUAUUUAUUUCUUAUCUAGUAUGUAUGUAAAUUGGAUUUGAGUGACGGCAGAUUUAUUCACACACUGACAUGAAAAGAGGACGUAUUAUUGAUAUGUCCCAGAACGCGUCUAAUUGUUAAAUCUUGCUAAUAAGAUUUAUCUAUUUAUUUAUUUAUUUUUUUUUUAAAGCCCUCUCCCUCCUCCUCGCCUUUUCCCUCCCUUUGCAGAUGUUGCCUCUCGAUCUGAGCACCUUUUCAGGAUCAUUUACCUUUGCGGCUGUCUGCAGCCACAGCUCGCCACAAAGUCACGCUGGCGUGGAGGGGAGCAGCGGAGGCAGAUCAUUCUGCUGAUCCCAGCACCUUUGCUUAUUAAGGGAAGCACCAGCACCUCCUUGAUCGGUUCCCUCCUCCCUUUUUUUGCCGAUCGCCAUCCCACGACAGCCUAACCGGAGGAAAGGAGCCGGGGAGGGGAAAGCGAGGACACACCCGCACAUACUACUGUAGGCUACCCGGUGUAACACGGCGAGGAUGCUGCUGCAGACAACAUGAGGUGAAUAACAUCGACUGCCCCAAAUUGGAUUUUUUUUUUUACCCGCUCUGAAGACAGAAUACCUGAUUGUCGUGGCUGGUUAUUCACCUUCCUACCAGUGUUCAGCAGGAGCAUCAACUCACAUCACAUAUGAAAAAGAUGUCUGCAGUCAGAUCCUAGGUGACAUCCUGUGGCCGUCAGGUCUUUACGGCGUUGAGCCCCCACCCUCUCCUGGCCCCUGCCUGCAGUUCUCCAGGCUGCAGGACCCAGACUCACUGAAAAGUGCAGGCCUCCUCCCCCUGCAGAAUGACUGUUGCCACAGGCGACCCCUCUGACGAGGCGGCUACACACCCGGGGCAGGACUACGACCCGGAGGCAGACCAUGAGUGUUGUGAGAGGGUGGUCAUCAACAUCUCAGGGCUGCGCUUUGAGACUCAACUCAAAACCCUCUCCCAGUUCCCAGAGACUCUGCUGGGGGACCCCAAAAAGAGGAUGCGAUACUUUGACCCACUGAGGAACGAGUACUUUUUCGAUAGGAACAGACCCAGCUUUGAUGCCAUAUUGUAUUAUUACCAAUCAGGGGGCCGGCUAAGAAGGCCGGUCAACGUCACCCUUGAUAUUUUCUCAGAGGAGAUUCGCUUCUACGAGCUGGGUGACGAGGCCAUCGAGAUAUUCAGAGAAGAUGAGGGUUUCAUCAAGGAGGAGGAGCGGCCUCUUCCUGAUAAUGAGUUUCAGAGACAGGUGUGGCUGCUGUUUGAGUACCCAGAGAGCUCAGGUCCUGCUAGGAUUAUUGCCAUAAUCUCUGUCAUGGUCAUCCUGAUAUCUAUUGUCAGUUUCUGUUUGGAGACCCUCCCAAUUUUCCGCAAUGAUGAUGACGAUAUGCACAAGUCUCACUCGAAAGUCUAUUCACCUGAGACCAAUACCACAACCAUCAGCUAUACAUCCACAUACUUCACUGACCCCUUCUUCAUCCUGGAGACUCUCUGCAUUAUAUGGUUCUCCUUUGAGUUUCUAGUGCGCUUCUUUGCCUGCCCCAGCAAAGCAGGCUUUUUCGGUAACAUAAUGAACAUCAUUGAUAUUGUUGCUAUCAUCCCUUACUUCAUCACUCUUGGCACAGAGCUCGCAGAAAAGCCUGAUGAUGGUCAAGCGGGUCAGCAAGCCAUGUCUUUAGCCAUUCUCAGGGUCAUCCGCUUAGUACGAGUGUUUAGAAUUUUCAAGCUCUCACGUCACUCCAAGGGGCUUCAGAUUUUGGGUCAGACCCUAAAAGCCAGCAUGCGAGAGCUCGGUUUGCUUAUUUUCUUCCUCUUCAUAGGGGUCAUCCUUUUCUCAAGCGCCGUCUACUUUGCUGAAGCAGACGAGCCCGAGUCACAGUUCGAGAGCAUCCCAGAUGCGUUUUGGUGGGCGGUGGUGUCCAUGACAACAGUCGGCUAUGGUGAUAUGGUCCCAACUACGAUCGGUGGCAAGAUCGUGGGCUCCCUCUGUGCCAUCGCAGGUGUGCUGACCAUUGCCUUGCCCGUGCCUGUCAUUGUGUCCAACUUCAACUACUUCUAUCACCGCGAGACUGAGGGUGAAGAACAGGCGCAGUACCUACAGGUCAACGUGCCCAAAGCCGAUUCAGCUGAGGAGCUGAAGAAGAGCCGUAGCGGCUCCACCAUCAGUAAAUCGGACUAUAUGGAGAUCCAGGAGGCUGUGAACAACAGCCGCGAGGACUUUCAGGAGGAGAAUCUUAAGACGGCCAACUGUACGCUGGCAAACACAAACUAUGUAAACAUCACUAAAAUGCUCACAGAUGUGUAGUCAUCUGCUAUUUUCCUUCCGACACAGCCGGGAAAUGUGGAGCAACUGGACGGGACAUGUGUACAGCCUCCCACCUUACGUGUGCUGGAAAUAUCAAGGCAAUAUAAUUCAGGACGUUGAGGACGAUAGACAGUGAAGAAAAAAAAAAUAUUACAGAGACCAUCCGCUUGCUCCUCGCUCAUCCUGUCUUCACUUUUCACAACUUGCCCUUAAAACUCCUGAAAACUGUCAAACAGAGUGAAAUUUCAAAAUUUGCAUUUCUGCAUGGAGUUGGCUUUUGUGUGUCUGUGUGUGGCUGUCUAAAAAUGUCCUGCUCACAACAGUAGCCAACGGUAGUGCACAAAAAAGGGAAAAACACAGCAAGUAAAAAAAAAAAUGAAAAAAAGAAACACAAGCCCUGCUUUAGUCCCCCGUCCCUCUUUUCCCAAGGCACACUGCUCUGCCAUGCGCUUUCUGAAGAGAAUCUUACUUGCUCGCUACACAUGCUGCUUCCUGGAGCCAAUGUAACAAAACUGUCAUACGCUCACACCAUUUAGAAAUAAGAGGAUGUGUGAGCAUAAAGCAAGCUCACUCCAUCGCUGAAAUGGCCUGUGGGUGACUUGUGACUAAGUUGGUGGUUUAGUACACCACGUUAUUUCAAGGAUGAAUGACAGCCGUCGGCACUUAGCUUAUGGUUCGACACCUUUUUUUCCCAGCAGACAUCAGUAUCUGAUGAAUGACUGAGAAUGGCCUUGACUUUUCACUGCUUCGGUCUUACGUGUACUGUAUGUAUUGCAAUGCAAGCUUUCCCCCUUCCAUUCACCCAAAACUGGUCUUACUGCAGAGCUUUGAAGACAACUUGAAUGUUUCUUCUCGUUUUGUUUUGUUGUUUGACACUGACAAACGCAUAUACACACACACACACACACACACACACACACACACACACACACACACACACACACACACACACACACACACACACACACACACACACACACACAAGCACGCAGUACCAAUUCCAAUAGAUAGGUAGGUUAACUGUGACUUAACUGAUAGCCGGUAGGUGCUGUUAGUAGUAAACAUAGACAAUAGAUUAAUGCAUGACAUUUUUAUCUGAAUGAGAAUUUCCACUCAUUUCUCGACUGCCACUUGCUUCAUCACAACACUGUAUAUUUGUCUGUACACUGCCUUCUAUAGAAAUCCACACUUUAAAAAGGAUGCCUGCAGGUAGCUGUUAAAAGAACCUAAAGCUGUAUGUUAGAGGAUUUCUUAAGGAAUAAUCACAAGGCCAAAUCCUACACAGGAUGCGGUGUCCUCAUCGAUAUUAACAUUCCAUGUAGAAGUCAUUGCGUUAAACUUUUGCCAGGUCGCUGUGAACAGCUGAAGUGAAACUCACACUCUAGUUUUGGACAUAAAUCCCAGUCGCGGAUGUGAUAGACUUGGAGUGCUGUCUGUUUCACAGUUUGUCACACGAUCACGUCCUCAUGAUCAAAAUAGCAACUUUUAAGGACUCGUGUAGGCUAUAGAAUAACGCUUCCCCCCCAAAGCCUUUUUAUCUGGAUUUACGCUAGUGUUGCAUGACCUCAAAAACAUUCCUAGAAGCAUGCAUUUAAGGUCAAAGAAGCCAGACAAAAAAAGUACAAUUAUUACAAUAGAUAUAUGUAUUUCUUAUAUAUAUAUAUAAAAUAUAUGUAUACAGGCAGGACACUUAUACAGUACACAUAUACCUUUAUUGGAGAAUUAAAAAACUUUAAAUAGCAAUGUUAAAGAGAAAGCAAGAGCUUUUCCACAAUGUGCAAAUCAUUGCCAUGUUUUUAGUUUUAAUAACAAUAAUAAUUGUUCUGAGCACAGUUUCUAUUUUCUCCUGUUUUAAAAGCCUGUUGAGAGUGCCAAAGGACACACUCUUACACGCCAUUUCAAAAGCAUAUUCUUUGCUAGAGAGUUUUCCAGCAAACACACAUUUAAAUACAAAAAGUUUGCUUCACUUUAUAUAAAAAUGCCUUCUGUGAACUAAGUGUUGAAAGGCACGGCAAAACUGUAUCAUCCCUAACCAGUCUUAUAUCAGAACGAUUUAUAUUGGCGUUAAAAUUGUCAGAAUUGAAAUGGAGUCUGGCUGUCCUCGAAGAAGUCUUUGAUGCCAUAAGCUCAAUCUGUCUUUAAAAGUUGGCAUCAGAUGUGAAUUAGGUUCUGAUUUCAGGAUUGUGUCCAGCUGAGAUUAAUCCGCAUUCGCUCAACACUGCCAAGGAACAUUCAAAGGCAGUAACGUCAAUAUGGGAAGUUAAUUAGCAGCAGUGUAGCAGAUAUUGGCUAACCUAGGGGUCCUCUGACUUCACUCCUGAGUCUCUUGCCUUUCUUCAUCUUUUCACAGAUGUCUUAGGUAAUUAGAAAGGUGAUGGAUGAUCUGUAGCAAGAAUUGUCUAAAAGAAUUCUGUCAUGCCAGGAUGUACAUCUUUAUUCUUAGGGUUUCAUUCUGCUCACUACAGUCUUUAACCUGCAGUAGCUAAAUGUUUUUAAGCCAUCGCUGCCAAUAUAUGCUCAGGAUGCCUCGUCCGACUGCCUGACAUGAGGCUUCUGAUGUCUCUCUGUCCAGAUCUGUGUCUGCUUUCAUGUAUCUUAAAAGGAUUUUUAGAGAAUCUUAGAGAAUAAACUGGUGCAGUUAUAUUUGUUGCUUUUCCAAAAGUAGCAUUAAAGUGGAUUGAGAUGUUAAAAUGGUCUGUAACUCGAGGUAGGACCAGAUUAAAUAGUUGUUUAGCAAUAUUCCCAUAAUCCUUUGGUGGAGGGGUCUGUGUGGAGAACACAGAUGUUUGUUUAAAAAAAAAGAAUGAACCUUAAUGGACCUCCACAGUCCAACCAAGAUCUUAUUGAUCAUCAUUUGAGUAUUGAUGUGGGUGUGUUGAUGCACAGCUAUGUAGGAGGUGUGUGUGUGUGUGUGUGUGUGUGUGUGUGUGUGUGUGUGUGUGUGUGUGUGUGUGUGUGUGUGUGUGUGAGUAGAGAGAGAAAGAGAACCACUGAAUGUCAUGGUCAUGGUUGUACCGUUGCAUUUAUGCAAGAUCCAUUUGCAUAUAUCUGUAUAUGUGAAAAAAACAACAUAUUUGUCUAUGCAUGCAAAUGCAUUGUAUCUUAUUGUCUUCAUUCCAUUUUUUUGCACAUAUAUUUAUGAUAAAUGUUACAGACACAUGCAACAUUUAUCUGUUAUGUUUGAAAUUGGGCACGUCACUGUACCUCAGCCACAUUCACUGUAGCAACUCCUAGUCUGGAGUUCACAAUGUUGUAGUUGAAUAUCGACAGCUAUUUCUGCUUAAAGCACAAAGACGAGUAGUAUCAUCCUCAUCUGUAUACCUGCAGAUUUAAUCUGUGAAAUGUUUUUGAGUGGAAACAAAGUCGAUUAAAAUUAUGUUAUGUAUUGCUUUAUAGGGAGCACCACCGCCUCUAAAAACAAAUGUCAUCUCUCAUGCUGAGGGACCCACCAGCAAAUCCCCUCCCUGAGAAGGGUGCCCAACAUUGAAUACACUGAGAAAUCUAUGCAGAGAAUGAUUAUUAGCUGGUAGUUGAGAAGGUUUAAGUACACAUUUUGUUAUGUUUUAUUCCAGCACCAAUUACAUGUUGAUCCUGAGAGCUGACAGCGCAUUUGAAACGAACCUUUCAAGCAGAAGAGACACACUUUGCAAUAUUCUGCUGCUGUACGUCAAACACUCACAUGUUGACUGAAUGUGAAUUAGAGCUUUCUGAACUUUUGUUUGUUUGAGCUGCGAUGUCAGCUCUUUGAGACAAGGCUCCUACAUAAAAAAACAAACUCAUACAUAGGGGAAAUACAUUAAGAUGAUCAAUAUGCAAUCUGUAUGCAUGUGUGUUUGAGGACGAACGUUUUCUUUUAGUUUGACCCCCAGUGUAUGACAGUGUGGCAUCCACUGAAACAAUAUGUACAGAUCUUCACUCCCCUCCUCCCCCAUCCUCCCCCAUAUCAUAGAGGCCUGAAAACAUCCAUCAAUGUUGAUACAGUGGAUAAUGGAUUUUCUUUCUAUGAAAUGAAAUGUGAGAGAAUAAUGUACAUAAUAACCAAUGGAUGAUGGAGCGAAAACCAUGUACUAUAUACUGUAUGUGAAGUCUGGAUUUAAAACGUAGUAUUAUCUGCACUUUACAAGACCAAAAGGACAAUCUAUGGACAAGAAAACGUCAAAUAAAAAAAUGCAUAUAAUCCUUCCUAAUGAUCAUAACCCUGACAAAGUAAUAUCAAUAAUGAAGCCAAUAAUAAUUCAACUGAAA
This is a messenger RNA of Perca fluviatilis (European perch), 6747 nucleotides long. Its product is annotated as potassium voltage-gated channel subfamily A member 2. The record is from RefSeq and is a predicted model, not a curated record. NCBI's taxonomy places the organism in Eukaryota, Metazoa, Chordata, Actinopteri, Perciformes, Percidae. Bases 1012 to 2502 code for a protein of 496 amino acids. Gene Ontology annotation, cellular component: membrane; voltage-gated potassium channel complex; axon terminus. The transcript is spliced from 2 exons. Gene Ontology annotation, molecular function: delayed rectifier potassium channel activity; protein binding. Gene Ontology annotation, biological process: potassium ion transmembrane transport; protein homooligomerization.